CUGGUUUUAGGUGUGGUCACGGGUACUGCUUAGACACUUCCCAUGAUGGAUCACAAGUGCCCAGAAAUUACCCUCAGGGUUAUUCUGAGGGUAGCACUGGGAUGAACUGGGCUGACUGUCCACAAAGGGGAGAGGAUCCUCAGUUCUGCCUGAAGUUCUCCCCCAGGCUCUCACCCCCGGAAGGCCGAGCCCAGUAGGACGUGCAGCCCUGGCCCUGCUUCUGUGGGCAGAGCCCAGGCUGACGUGCCAAACCUGCUCGUCAGCCACUUCGAGCCCAGCCUGGGACUGUGCCUUAGUCACCGCUGCUGCGCAGGGAGAGGAAGGCCAAUGCGGAGUGUAUCCUGUGAGCAGACGGCAGAGGGACAAUGAACAGGCUUUGGUGCCUGAACUUUGAUUUUCAGAACUGGUCACGUGGCUUGCCAUAGUUGUCACUUCUGCUUGGAACUGGUUUGGCUUCCAGCCCUUCCUGUCCAGCCCUGUCCCACUAGCAGCCUGCGGGGAAAGGGGGAAAGGAGCCAGCGGCACACCGGCUUGGGCCUCUUGAAGCUGAGCCCGCUGCCAAGCGCUCAUGCAGACGCGAAUGUGAACCUCUCCUGGAAAAGCUCCAACUGACACAGAAAGCAAAUUGGGAAAGCGGAUUGAAUGAAAAUCCAGCCCCCAAGGCCAUUCCUUUGGAUCUUCACUGUCCCCUUCCAGAGCCCUCCCGGCCUGAGUCAUGGCGGAGCUGUGCCGCACAGACUCCACGCUCAUGGCCCUGGACGAGGACACGCUGUGGGAGCUGAUGGAGAGCCACCGCUACAAGAUCGUGCGGAGCAUCCACCCCAGCCGCCUCACCCCCUACCUGCGCCAGGCCAAGGUGCUGGGCCAGCUGGAUGAGGAGGAGGUCCUGCACAGCCCCCGCUUCACCAACAGCGCUAUGAGAGUCGGGCACCUGCUGGAUUUGCUGAAGACUCGAGGGAAGAACGGGGCCCUUGCCUUCCUGGAGAGCCUGAAGUUCCACAACCCCGAUGUCUACACGCUGGUCACUGGCCUACAGCCCGAUGUGGACUUCAGCAACUUCAGCGGCCUCAUGGAGACAUCCAAGCUGACUGCAUGCCUGGCCGGGGCCAUUGGCAGCCUGCAGGAGGAACUGGCCCAGGAGAAAGCCCAGAAGGAGACGCUGCUGCAGCAGUGCCAGAGGCUGCAGGAGCGCCUGGGCUUGGCCGAGGCUCACGUCGAGGGCCUGCGCCAGCUGGAGGCCGACCACAGUCGCAUGAAGCACGAGGCCAGCGCCCACUUCCACGAGGUGCUGAAGCUGAAGGACGAGAUGCUGAGCCUCUCCCUGCGCUACAGCAAUGCGCUGCAGGAGAAGGAGCUGGCCACCACGCGCUGUCGCAGCCUGCAGGAGGAGCUGUACCUGGUGAGGCAGGAGCUGCAGCGGGUGGACAUGGUGUCCUCCUGUGAAUGGGAGUUCCGAGAGCGAUCCCUGAAGAUGGCCAGCACCCUGGAGUCGGGGGACGAGGAGCUGAGCCGCCUGAAGGAGGAGAACGAGAAGCUCCGCUCGCUGACCUUCAGCCUGGUGGAGAAGGACAUUCUGGAGCAGAACCUGGACGAGGCCCUGGAGAGUAAGCAGGAGCUGGUGGCCCGCAUCCACUCACUGCGGGAGCGGGCGGUGGCCGCAGAGAGGCAGCGAAAGCAGUACUGGGAGGAGAAAGAGCAGACCCUGCUGCAGUUCCGGAAGACACAGGUGGACUGUGAGCUGUACAGGGAGAAGAUGAGCACGCUUCAGGAGCAGGUGGCCGAGCUGCAGAAGGAGCGAGACCAGGCAUAUGCUUCGAGGGACGGAGCCCAGAUGGAGAUUUCUCAGAGCCUGCUGGAGAAGGACUCCCUCCGCAGGAAAGUGUUCGAGCUCACCGACCAGGUCUGUGAGCUGCGUACUCAGCUGCGCAAGCUGCAGGCAGAGCCGGAGGCUCCGCCCAAGCAGGAAGCUGAGCCCCGGGCGGCCUGUCCUCGGGGAAAGCAGAAGCUGACACGGAUGUACGCCGUGUGCCCUAGGGAUGACAGUGACAGCAGCCUUCAGGGCUCCACCGAGUCACAGCUCUGGGGGGACCUGAGCACCACGUCUAGCCGUGAGCUGUCCGACAGCUUCCGCUCCAGCAGCCCUGUGCCCCCCAGCCAGCAGUCCCUGUACAAGCGGAUGGCAGAGGCCUUCCGGGAAGACCCCGAGUCUUUAAGCUUCCCAGAAAUCCUGGAGGUGGACCCGGGAGUCCUUCCAGGGCCUAAGGGUGAAGAUACAGAACUGGAUUACGAGAUCCUCGACAAGGCAGCUCCCGCUUUCGUCCCAGACCUGCCCGAGUCCGAGGGCAGCCUGCAGUGGUCUCCCAGAAGCCUCGACAUCUCAGAAAGCAGCGUCACAGCCACUGUGCGGCGGCGGAGGCCAGCGCGAAAGAUCCUGAGUCAGGUCACAGUGCUGGCGUUCCAGGGGGCCGCGCUGCUGGAGCAGAUCAGGGUCAUUGGCGGGAACUUCACAGGCAUCUUCAUUCACCGGGUCACCCCGGGAUCAGCAGCAGAUGAGAUGGCCUUGCGCCCAGGCACCCAGAUUGUGAUGGUGGACCAUGAGGCGUCAACACCCUCGUUCAAGGCCACCCUGGAGAAUACCACCCUGGAGCAGGCAGUCAGGCUCCUCUGCAGGGUGACUGGCUUCUGCUGCCUGUCCGUGAAGGUCAACACUGAGGGUACAGGUUAUAAGAAGCUGGUCCAGGACCUGGAGGCCAAAGUGGUAACCUCAGGGGACUCGUUCUACAUCCGGGUCAACCUGGCCCUGCAGGCGAGGGCUGAGGGGGAGCUACAGGUAUAUUGCAAUGACAUCCUGCACGUCACCGACACCAUGUUCCAGAGCCGCAGCUGCUGGCAUGCACACCGUGUCAACCCAUACACCAUGAAGGCUGCAGAGCGUGGCACCAUCCCCAAAUACUCACAGGCUCAGCAGCGCCUCAUCGCCCUCAUCCAGGACAUGACUCAGCAGUGCACGGUCACCCGCAAGUCUUCCGGGGCCCCGCAGAAGUUGGUGCGCAUUGUGAGCGUGGACAGAGCCAGUCCCGGAAGGUCGUCCUGUGACGAGGGCCAGCUGGACCCCGGCAGGGUAGAAGACCAUGCCAGCGUGUGCUUCUGGGCAGAGAGCUGCUUCACCCUGGCGCCCUACACCCAGGUGCACCCCCACAGGCCCAGCCGGCCCCGGCCCGUGAUCUUCUUACCCAGGAUGGUUGGGAAGAUCCUGAGCAGAAAGCUGUGCCUCCUCCAAGGAUUUAAGAAGUGCUCGGCAGAGUACCUGAGCCAGGAGGAAUAUGACUCCUGGAGCCAGAGAGGGGACAUUGUCCAGGAGGGAGAGCCGUGUGGUGGCCACUGCUGGGUGACCCGCCAAGCUGUGGAGUCGCUCAUGGAGAAGAACACCCAUGCCCUGCUGGAUGUCUGGCUGCACAGUGUCUGCAUCCUGCACAGGAUGGACAUCUUCCCCAUCAUUGUCCACGUCUCCAUCAAUGAGAAGACGGCAAAGAGACUCAGGAAGGGCCUGCAGCGGCUCAGUAUCUCAGAGGAGCAGCUCCUGGAGGCUGCCAGGCAGGAGGAGGGGGACCUGGACAAAGUGCCCUGCCUGUACAGUAGCCUAGCCCCUGACAGCUGGAGUGACCUGGAUGGGCUGCUGAGCUGUGUUCGCCUGGCCAUCGCGGACGAGCAGAAGAAGGUGGUGUGGACGGAGCAGAGCCCCUGAUGACGAUGUCACACCCCUCCUGGGGCUGUGGGACCUCUAUGUGCCUGUUAAUGCUGCUUUUCCUUUGAGCCAGGCCCUUGGGGCACAGCUGGGGCUGCCCAGCACACAAGCCCAGCUCUUCUCCCCUAGGGGUCUAACCGUGCACCCUCACCCCACGUGGGUCCUGGUGGUCAAGUCCCCGUACUCGCUCACCCUCUGUGUAAGCCAUUACCACCCUUUGCCAGGGCUGGGUAUGGGCUUCCUGGGGCGCCCUGAGAACAUCUCUGUAGUGUGUGUGGGGCGCUUCCCAAGACUUCCCAGACCUCCUGGGACACCUGAACAAGUGCUUGAUCUGAUUGUGGGGGCUGCUCCUUCCUUUCACAUUCAAGGUGUCAAGGGACACCUUCUGAGCCAACUGGAGCUGCUGCCCCGACCCAAAGCAGAGGCACGGAGCUGUACAGCGUGACCCUGGCUGGCUUUUCUCAGUUCCUGAUGGCUAAGAGCUGCUUUGGUGCUGCUCAGUCACAGACACCUGUGUGUUCAGUUGUGAACCGAGUCCCUGUGACGGCACAGCAGGCCCACAGGUUUGUGCCUUUCGGCCUCCACACCUGGCUCUGGGGACUGUAAGAACGUCCUGGAGAGCUGGCCCCAGAUGCCCCUGACAGGACCAGCAGAGUCUUCCUGGGCUGAGAACUGCAGCCCCCCACCCCGCCCCGCCCCACCGUUGUUGGUGUCCAGCAUUUUCACCCUACCUCCAGGGUGUGGAGAAACUCCACCCAGUCCUGGUGAGCAUCCCCACCUGCCCUUGACUCCCGCCCACUUAGUGUUGUACACCGAAUGCCAUUCUGACAGUGUCUGCGUCGGCAUGUUAUCCUAGAACUCAAGUUGCUACUGUCAUAAAUGAAUUAAGUAAAUAAAUUUAUAUUUUACUAAAAUAAAAAAUUUUACAGUG
This is a messenger RNA of Heterocephalus glaber (naked mole-rat), 4676 nucleotides long. It is a transcript of the gene Card14, whose product is annotated as caspase recruitment domain family member 14. Lineage: Eukaryota; Metazoa; Chordata; Mammalia; Rodentia; Bathyergidae. Gene Ontology annotation, biological process: regulation of apoptotic process. The record is from RefSeq and is a predicted model, not a curated record. Gene Ontology annotation, cellular component: cytoplasm. Gene Ontology annotation, molecular function: CARD domain binding.